GACGAGAAAGCCAUCCAGGAGGCCCUGCUCAGCAACCUGGAGAUCGCGAACAAAAGGGGUUCCCUGACGGCCGGCGAGUACCUGAACAUGACGAAGGACUGCAGCAAUUUCAAGAAGACCCGGCGGUUCAUUGAGUUCCCGCUGAGCCAGGAGGAGGCAGAGUUCCCUAUCGCCUACUCCAUGGUCAUCCACAACAAAAUCGAGAUGUUCGAGCGGCUCCUGCGGUCCCUGUACGCCCCUACGAACGUCUACUGCCCCCAUUGACAGCACGUCAUUGACAGCAAGUCCCCGGCCGCCUUCCAGGAGGCCGUGCGGGCCAUUGUAGCUUGCUUCCCCAAUGUCUUUGUGGCUAGCCGCCUGGAAAAGGUGGUCUAUGCCUCCUGGUCCCGGCUGCAGGCCGACCUCAACUGCAUGCAGGACCUGUUGCAGAGCCCUGUGCCAUGGCGCUACGUCCUCAACACCUGCGGCACCGAUUUCCCCAUCAAAACCAACGCCGAGAUCGUCCGUGUCCUGAAGGUGCUGCAGGGGCGGAACAGCAUGGAGUCAGAGAAGCCCUCGGCCUUCAAGCGGGAGCGCUGGCAGUACCACCAUAAAGUGGGGGAGUUCAUCUUCCGGACAGCCACAGAGAAACUGCCACCACCCCACAACUCUCCCAUGUUCACAGGCAACGCGUACAUCCUGGUCACGCGGGCCUUCGUGCAGCACAUCUUUGAGAACCCCACGGCGCAGCAGUUCCUCGAGUGGGCCAAGGACACCUACAGCCCUGACGAGCACGUCUGGGCCACCCUCAACCGCAUGCCCGGCGUGCCAGGCGCCAUGCCGCAGAACGACAAGUUCCAGCUCUCGGACAUGAACGCCUUGCCCCGCCUGGUGAAGUGGCAGUACCUGGAGGGCGACACCAGCAAGGGCGCGCCCUACCCACCCUGCACCGGCCAGCACCAGCGCGCCGUCUGCAUCUACGGGGUGGGCGACGUGCCCUGGAUGCUGCAGCAGCACCACCUCUUGGCCAACAAGUUCGAC
Balearica regulorum gibbericeps (East African grey crowned-crane) is the source of this 1020-nucleotide messenger RNA. It is a transcript of the gene GCNT3, whose product is annotated as glucosaminyl (N-acetyl) transferase 3, mucin type. NCBI's taxonomy places the organism in Eukaryota, Metazoa, Chordata, Aves, Gruiformes, Gruidae. Gene Ontology annotation, cellular component: membrane. The record is from RefSeq and is a predicted model, not a curated record. Gene Ontology annotation, molecular function: acetylglucosaminyltransferase activity.